Molecule: messenger RNA, 1336 nt
Organism: Aureobasidium vineae
Lineage: Eukaryota; Fungi; Ascomycota; Dothideomycetes; Dothideales; Saccotheciaceae
Source: the annotation of a GenBank genome assembly
GAUGUUGUUCCAGCCUCUCAUUGCUGCGACUCUUUUGAGCGCCAUCACAGCCGUUGCUUCGCCGACAUGGUCUGCCCAGCAAGAAUACACCAAGUCUCUACCAAAGAGCGUCUCCAAGCAUCAAGGAACGCGUCCAAAGACCGACAUCUCUCCUAAGAAGCCGUUCAAGCCCUUCCCUUCUUCGCCUUCCAGGAACAGGGUCUGCUACGUCAGUUCUCACAACGACGGCGUUACAGACGACUCUGACUACAUUCUCUCUGCCGUCAAGAAGUGUAACAACGGCGGUCAUGUUAUCUUCUCGCAGGGCCAGAAGUACGUGAUCGGUACAGCACUGAAUCUGACCAACCUCAACCACAUCGAUCUUGAUAUCCAAGGAUACGUCCAAUUCACCAACGACACCGACUACUGGCAGGCAAAUGCUUUCAAGCAGGUCUUCCAAAACGCCACGACAUUCUUCCAACUCGGUGGAAACGAUGUCAAUGUCUAUGGUGGAGGCUUCCUUGAUGGCAACGGCCAAGCCUGGUAUGACUUGUAUGCUCAAAACAUCUACAUCUUGAGACCUGUCCUCUUCGGUGUCGUUGGUCUGCACAACUCGACUAUCCAAAACUUGAAUCUUCGCUACAGCCCUCAGUACUACAACUGGGUCGCCAACAGCACCAAUGUCUUGUUCUCGAACAUCUCCAUCUCGGGAUUUAGUCAGAGCAAGAACGUGGCCAAGAACACUAACUCAGUAAUCAACAACGGUGACGAUUGUGUUUCGUUCAAGCCCAACAGCACCAACAUGCUUGUCCAGAACCUGCAAUGCAACGGCAGUCACGGCAUCAGUGUCGGCUCUCUGGGCCAGUACCCUACCGAGACUGACAUUGUGGAGAAUGUUCUCGUCUACAACAUCUCCAUGUCCAACGCCAGCGACGGCGCUCGCAUCAAGGUCUGGCCCGGCUCCNCCGCCGCUCUCUCCGGCGAUCUCCAAGGCGGCGGUGGCAAAGGUCGUGUCAACAACAUCACCUACGAUACCAUGAGCAUCAACAAUGUCGAUUACGCCAUCGAGGUCACUCAAUGCUAUGGCCAGAAGAACUUGACAGCUUGCAACGAGUUCCCGUCCAAGUUGACCAUCUCGAAUAUUGUCAUGAAGAACAUUCAUGGCACUACUAGCUCCAAGUACAAUCCUAUCUCGGGAUAUGUUGUUUGUAGCAGCCCGAGCGUUUGCACUAACAUCAAGUUGUCGGAUAUUAAUGUCAGCAGCCCGAACGGCACGGUCAAUGAGUUUUCUUGUGGCGAUGUGGAUGAGAGUCUGUUGCAGGGUAUCCAGUGUACUACCAUCAACAAGGGGUACAAC